AUGGAAUUGUUAAACAGCGGUCUUCACUUUCCCGAUGGCCAGGUCAUCACAAUUGGAGAUGAACGAUUCAGUUGCCCUGAAGCCAAGUUCCAACCUUCUUUCCUUGGAAUGGAAUCUGCUGGUAUUCAUGAAACAACAUUCCACAGCAUUAUGAAAUGCGACGUUGAUAUCUGUAAGGUGUACGCUAACACAGUUUUGUCUGGUGGUUCAACCAUGUACCCAUGUAUUGCUGACCGCAUGCAGAAAGAAAUCACUGCCUUGGCUCCGUCUACAAUGAAGGUUAAGAUCAUCGCUCCACCUGAGAGGAAAUACUCCGUCUGGAUCGGUGGUUCUAUUCUUGCCUCCCUCUCCACUUUCCAACAGAUGUGGAUCAGUAAGCAGGAAUAUGACGAAUCUGGUCCUUCAAUUGUGCAUAGAAAAUGCUUUUAGUAUUUAGUUAAAACCUAACAAUUUUUCUAUUGCCCUUAAUAAUUUGCAAAUCAAGAACAUAGAUAGUUUAACUUUUUUAGU
Molecule: messenger RNA, 510 nt
Organism: Saccostrea cuccullata (small rock oyster)
Lineage: Eukaryota; Metazoa; Mollusca; Bivalvia; Ostreida; Ostreidae
Product: actin, alpha skeletal muscle-like
Source: RefSeq, a predicted model, not a curated record